AUGGCCGGUGAGUCUUUUACUGUUCCAAGAACAGAUCCCUGGGAAGAAAGAGUUGUGGAAGGCACUAGCUCUUCUGGAAGCCGCUGUUUUCAUGAUGUGAGAAAUCCUUGUGCUCCAAACAAAGUCCCGACAGAAAAGAGAGAGCUGUUUAUCCAUUCACUGGGUAAAGGUACAAUGAAUGGCUUACUGGAUGAAUUAUUACAGACAAGAGUGCUGAACCAGGAAGAGGUGGAGGAAGUACAACAUGAAAAUGCUACAGUUACAGCUCAGGCCCGAGCUUUGCUUGAUACCGUUAUUCAGAAAGGGACUCUGGCAUGCCAAAUUCGCAUCACAUAUAUUUGUGAAGAAAACAGGUACCUGGCAUGGACGCUAGAACUCUCAGCAGGUCCGACAUCUGGAAAUCACCUUACUACACAAGACUCUCAAGCAGUACUGCCUUCCUUCCUAGCUCCUCAGGCAGUGCCAGUGUGGGGCAACCCUGCUAUGCCUACAUCCUCAGGCUCAGGAAGAAGCGUCAAGCUUUGCUCCCUAGACAAAGCUAAAAGGAUAUGGAAAGAAAAGUCAACAGAGAUAUGUCCAAUAAUGGACAAGUGAAGUCGCACACGUCUUGCUCUCAUUAUCUGCAAUGAAGAGUUUGACAGUCUUUCUAAAAGAACAGGAGCUGAGGUUGACAUCAUCGGCAUAACGAUGCUGCUGCAAAAUCUGGGGUACAAGGUGGAUGUGAAAAGAAAUCUCACUGCUUCGGAAAUGACUACAGAGCUGGCGGCAUUUGCUCGCCGCCAAGAGCACAAGACCUCUGACAGCACCUUCCUGGUGUUCAUGUCUCAUGGUUUUCAGGAAGGCAUUUGGGGGAAUCAAUACUCUGAGCAAGUCCCAGAUGUAUUACAACUCAAUGCAAUCUUUAAAAUGUUGAAUACCAGGAACUGCCCAAGUUUGAAGGACAAACCGAAGGUGAUCAUCAUCCAGGCCUGCCGUGGUGAGAACCAUGGUGUGAUAUAUUUUGAGGAUGAUUUUGAGGAUGAUGCUAUUAAGAAAGCUCAGAUAGAGAAGGAUUUUAUUGCUUUCUGCUCUUCAACAUCAGAUAGUGUUUCUUGGAGACAUCCCACAAAGGGCUCUGUUUUUAUUAUGAGACUCAUUGAACAUUUGCAAGAAUAUGCCUGUUCCUGUGAUGUGGAAGAAAUUUUCUGCAAGGUUCAACUUUCAUUUGAGCAGCCAGAUGAUAAAGCACAGAUGCCCAGCACUGAAAGAGUGACUUCGACAAGACGUUUCUACUUCUUCCCAGGACAUUAAAAUAAGGAAGCCGUAUGCAUGUCUGUGUGCAGGUUACGACUACCAUAAAUGAGAGGUACUGUGGCAUGAUCUCUACACCUGCCAUUGCAUCCUAGAAGGUAAGAAUGAUUAGGAGGUCCCUUCUAUACAUGAGAACACAGCGGCUGAGAGAUGUUAAAUAACUUGUCCAAAAUCUAAUAGCUCAUAAACAGAAGUUAAUCUCAGAACUAUUAGAUAUCCAAGUCCACACUGAUAAGCUGUGCAGAAAAGAGGAAGGUUUUAGAUAAAGAAAACACAAAACAACAUGUUAUAGUUGAUCAGUGCUCUAAGUUGUAUCAAUCAAAAUGUGCUGAUAGUCCAAAAAUAUAAAUAAGAAGAGGAGUUAGGUAAGAUGAAAGAGUAUAUGAUGUUCUAAGGUUUGGAAAUGGGACGGCCAAAACCCAAGCACAGGAAUUUUCUGUCUUCCGUGGCAGAGAUUCUUAUAGUAUCUACUCUGUCAUUUAAAAUAAUAUUGUUUCACACACUUCACACUGAUAGAAGGAUUUUAAAUCAAUACGCACAUUUUAAAUAUUACUUAUAGUAGAAUUGCUACGUUCGUUUAUUUUAAGAUAAUUUUCCUUAUGUAAUGCUAUUUUCUGGAUACAUAUUUCAGUCAAUAAAUUGGUUCCUGUAAGUUAUCUCCCCUCUGUCUAACUAUUGCCAUCCAAUGUGGGUGGCGGGUAAUUACAGUUCAGUCACUGUUAAGAGGUGAUUCCUCUUACCAGAACUAUGACUAAUUUGUGGAGGCUUGAGUGUGUCCUGAAAUCAAGAAAUAAAAUCAAGAAAAUCAAGAAAACCAAGAAAAAAAAAUUUUUUUCCAAAUCAGUCUAUUAUUACUACCACUGACCUUUUUCAUUUCAAAUUUUAAUGUUAUUUUAGUAUAAUUUACAUCAAAGAAAAUGUACCCCUUUUAAGAAUAUAAAUUGAUUAUUAAUUAUAUGAGGAUAUUUAGUAUAAUAUCCCAUUUAAUAGACAAAGCAAUAUUGUCACCUCAAAAAGUUUUGUCAUGCCCUUUGUUCUCAAUUUCCUUCCAUUUCCUCCUCUGAUAAGUAGUGAUUGAAUUUCUACAACUAUACAUUAGUUUUUUCUAAUCUAGAACUUUAUAUAAUUGGAAUCACAGGGUAUGUUUUCCUUCCUAUAUGGCUUCUUUCACUCAUAAAGAAAGUAUAAGUUUUCCAUCCAUGUUAUUGCAUAUAUUAGUAAUUUUUCCCUUUUAUGACUGAAUAGUAUUUCAGUGUAUGUGUCUAGCACAAAUUGUUUACUUAUGCUCCCAAAUUGGAUAUUGAGUUGUUUCCAGUUUUUGACAUCUUUCUUUUUGAGGAAAUAGGGGGCCUUGCACUCUCAUGGCUCAAUGUUUACAUUCCCAGGAAACUAGACUCAAGGUUCAUGAUUCUACAUCCCCAUAUAUAUGGUCUAAUCAUUGUUUCUGUGUCCUGGAUGUCACUUUGGCGUGCUUCAACUCAGUGGUUCUUGGCUCUGACUGGUGGGGAGAAACCCUCGUGUGAAACCCUUAAGUAGCAGAGAAAACAAAUGAGUCAGUAUAUAAAUUUAAAAGUAAAUAAACUAAAGAGAAGUGGUACACAGACAAUGUCUGCUUUCUUCCGUGUUACAAUUCCUUCCAGUGGCAAGGAGCCCAAGAUUUUGUUGCAAUCAGAUUAGGUCAUUGGCAGAGUAAAGAUACAAACACCAUGAAGAACACCUUAGAUUAAAAGCCACGUCAUUGUCUUCCUACACAGUCGGUUCUACUUAACCAAUGACAUUUAAGUCUUAGCCUAGAGCACAGGAAGUAAAACUGGUAGUCCACAUGUCAAACCAUAAAUAUUUUUGUAAAUCUGGUCGUUAUCCUCCAAAGAUAAUAACAUAACAGCCCAAGAAAAUUUUCGGCAAAAAAAAUGAUGAAUGAAAUGUACCGUGUGCAUUUUGCUAUUCCAUCUUCCAUCAAGUUUAUUCAUGAAAUAAAUUAGCCACAUUGAGUUUAUUUCUGGGAUAAUCAAUUGAGCAUGUACUGAUAAAGGCAGGGACCUCUUCUGGCCUUCCCUGGCUACCUCUGUGUACAAUUUUCAUGAGUCCUGCAAUACUUCAUCUCCCACUUCUCCAAUUAAUUUCUUAUUCUUCUCAUUGCUUGGCAUAUUUUAUCAUUCUAAAUAUUCCAGUUACAUAUUACAUACCAGGUUUCAUGUUUAUCUUUCCCUCUUGAAUGUGAGAGCAAGGGGAAAAGGAUCAUAAUAUGUUUUGACUGAACCCCUGAAACCGAGAACCAUGUUGUCCACAUAUAUUUGCUAAAUGAAUGACUGGAGGCACUGCGUGAGGAUUCUAACAAAAGAUAAACUUAGCUAGAUAAUCUGCAAAUAAUAAUCCUUGAUUAUUUUUCUAAACUGAAAUAUUUGUAUUAAUUAUAGUAAUAUCCCUCAUUAUCUGCUUACCAUUUGCCUGGCAAUAUUCCAUUCAUUUUUCACAUUUUAUCUCAAUGCUGCUCAAAACUGUGUAGAUAUGUAUAUGUACUAUUAACAAUAUUAUUUUACAGAUAGAGGAACCAAUGUAUAAAGAAUUUCAAUAUCUUGCCCAGGAAGGUGAGUUUAACAUGUUAGGUUCGACAUUCUGAGUUCAGAGUCUAUGCUUUGGGCCUCUAUGAUGCAAUGUCCUUCAAAAGAAAGACAUCCAAGAUGAGUGAGUGACUCAUGGCUCAUGCCUGUAAUCCCUGCUCUUUGGAAGGCCAAGAUGGGUGGAUCGCUUGAGUGCUGGAAUUCAAAAUCAGCCAAGGAAACAUAGGGAGAGUCCAUCUCAACAAAAAAUACAAAAAUUAACCAGCCCUGAUGGCACUUGCCUGUAGUUUUUAACUACUCAGGAAACUGA
Messenger RNA from Macaca mulatta (Rhesus monkey), 4161 nucleotides. The record is from RefSeq and is a predicted model, not a curated record. NCBI's taxonomy places the organism in Eukaryota, Metazoa, Chordata, Mammalia, Primates, Cercopithecidae.